AUGGAUUUACACAGUAUAUUGGAUAGCAUACCCGAGCCUCCUAUUGUUGACUUACACUUGGACGAGCUUAAUAGUUCGGGUGAAUAUAAUUUACCAACGCCGAUGUUUGAGUUUCAGAAAGAGCUUACAGACCAGAUUGUUUCGCUACACUAUUCAGACAUUUUGAAGUACUGUGAAACGAACGAUACUACUGAGUUGAUCAUCAAGUCUUUGCAAAUAUGUGUGGACAAUUGUAUGACCGUUGCCACUCAUCCGUAUUUGCUCAUUCAGCAUUACAUGCCCAAGAACUUAUCUAUGAGGGACCUCCCAGCCAAACUAGCCGAGACGAGUGGUAAAUUCAACGUCAUCAAGGAUCUUAUUAAUGUGAUGGUGUCAAACAAAGUCCUGCCGCUCCCGAAACAUGUUGGUGUGGUGAUGAAUAAUAAUGUUCGUGAAAUGGAUCUCUUGGAAGCAUUGAUCCUAGGAUGCCGUGGAUCCAAAAUCGUGCAGCGGUACGUUGGCAACAGCAUUAAAAGAGAGAACACCAAGAACCAGAAAAAUAAUGUCAAGGGUACUACUCCGCUCACCAUCCAUAUGAUUCCCCAAGAUGGCAAGCUUACAAGAAACGAAUCGGAAUUGGAAAAUGUCAAGUUCGACUGUAUCAUUGUCAUGGACGGCCAUGUCGAUACACAGACAGCCUUCUUCAAGAAUUUAAGGCAGCAGAAGCGCAGAGGAGAGGAAUGUGUUAUGGUUAGACUUAUACCCAUUUACUCCAUCGAACACUGCUUGCUUCAUUAUAAGGGAAUCGAAGGUGAUUCGUCAUACUUGUACAAGCUCAUUUCGUCCAUCGUUUGUUUGAGAGAUAGAAUCGGUAAUCUUCAGCCGGACAUUUUCCCUAUCUAUAACCAAAGCCUCACAUACUUGUCUCACACAUUCUUUGAUCAUGUUUUCAGACGUGAUAUUCGUUCCUUCCCUGCUUGGCCAUUGCCAGAGUUGCCAAAAAUACCGAGAUUUUCUCCUACAGAUGUGGAAAGAUCGCUUCUCACCGAAGUUGUGUACCAUUACACUCCAUACGAUUCUAAUGAGGCUUCGCUUGAUGGCUCUUCCAAGUCAAAAAGUUACUACCAAACCAAAAGACUCCAGCUGGACUACGUCACAAAUCCUCUCAAGAACGACUACAAUAUAUUGAGUGGAAUUCAUAAUCAUGCUGCCGUCUCUAAGAGACAAGGUAUGGAUCGCACAAUCCUCACACACAAGCUUAUCCUUGAAUUGAACGCGGGCUAUCUAGACUUGGCGAAAAUCGAGGAGGAGUAUCAUUGCUAUAUUGAUUAUAACAAAGAUGAACGCCAGGAGAAGGUUGGAAGGAGAAUAGAAGAGAUGAAGAAAUCUCUUUUUAGCAUUGUUUCGGAUGUUGAUCAUGUCGAGCAAAGAAUCCAAGUGAGCGAGAAGAAACUACAAAGAAGACAGGAAGAGAUUGAACAGCUCAAGGGUGAAAUCGAGCAAGACAAAGAAAAGUUGAGAAAGUUUAGCGAGCUAGAGUCUGUGACUACAAAUGAGGUUAAAAAAGCAUUUGUUGAGAACCAGUUAAAGAUCUGGGAGUUGCAGAAUGAAGUGAAGGAUCAGGCACACAAGUUGCAAACAAAGAACGAUGAAUUGACUUACACUAAACGCGAGAUAGAGAACUGCGAGAACUCCAUCAAGCAAUCAGAAGAACAAUUGAAGGAGGUCCGUGAGAAAAUCGCCGAACUUGAGAAGCAAUUGGCAGCUGCUCGACUGGCCGAAGUGGAAGAGAGUGAGAAUUUCAAGAAGAGAAAGCUCGCCACAAUCACUGACAUUGAUCACGCAAAGGAGGAAAAUACUCUACUCAAAACUAAACUUAUACCUCACAUUUGA
Messenger RNA from Candidozyma haemuli, 1872 nucleotides. RefSeq lists its product as uncharacterized. The transcript has 2 exons. Gene Ontology annotation, cellular component: nucleus; HDA1 complex. The coding region runs from base 1 to 1872 and encodes 623 amino acids. Lineage: Eukaryota; Fungi; Ascomycota; Pichiomycetes; Serinales; Metschnikowiaceae. The record is from RefSeq and is a predicted model, not a curated record.